AGGGGAGCCAACAGAACGGUGUGACAUUCGCAGCUAGCUUCACGUUGACUGUGCUCCACAAACAGCCGCAGUAUCGACAAACGUUCACAAAACGUUUAGACGUAACAACCAUAGUGUCACUUCUCUUCUUAUUUCAUUAACUACACCAUUCAAAACUUCAAUUUUCCUUCGUUUUUAGUUGUAUAAGUGUUAAGUGUUACCGUUAUUAUGUUAAAGUAAUUCAUAGUGCCGCAUAAUCGUACAUAUUUUCAAGCAAUUACGUAAUGGGAAUUAUGCUAGACAAGUUUAAAGUUUUGCCCUGAAAUUCAACAUGGCCGCUGACACAGGGAUGGAUACUUGCCCCAGUCCGGAAAUCACGGACUCGAGGAAACGGCCGCUCGACGGCGACUCGGAAAAUGGAGACGUAAAGCGAUCACACUUUAGCUCGGUGCAAGACUUGGUGACCGCGUUGCCUCUGGCCAACGGCCAUGGCAAUAUUACGUCUCAUUUCGCCGUGGAGCCGACAUACCACUUCAAGGUGCUGGUGCCGUCCAUGGUGGCCGGCGCCAUCAUCGGCAAGGGUGGCGAGACCAUCGCCCAGCUGCAGAAGGACACUGGCGCCAGGGUCAAGAUGUCCAAGUCCCACGACUUUUAUCCUGGAACUACGGAGCGAGCAUGCCUGAUCACCGGCUCAGUCGAGGGCAUCAUGGUCGUCCUGGACUUCAUCAUGGAUAAAAUCAAGGAGAAGCCUGAGCUCGUCAAACCAUUCCCAGAGGGUCUCGACACCAAGAUGCCCCAGGAUAGAGACAAGCAGGUGAAGAUCCUGGUGCCUAACUCUACAGCUGGCAUGAUCAUCGGCAAAGGCGGCAACUACAUCAAGCAGAUCAAGGAACAGAGUGGCAGCUACGUGCAGAUCUCGCAAAAAGCUAAGGAGCUGUCGCUGCAAGAGAGGUGCAUCACCGUUGUGGGUGAGAAAGAGAACAACAAGAAGGCCUGCGUGAUGAUCCUGCAGAAGGUUGUGGACGACCCGCAGUCCGGGUCCUGCCCCAACGUGUCGUACGCGGACGUGGCGGGGCCCGUGGCCAACUACAACCCCACCGGCUCGCCCUACGCCGUGCCCACCGCUGAGGUGAAAGAGAACCACGCGCUGAGCGGCGUGGGAGGAGGCGUGGGCGGCGUGCUGGUGAACGGCGCGGGCGUGGGCGGCGUGGCGGGCGGGCUGGGCGCGCUGUCGCUGUCGCUGUCGCUGGCGCCGCCCGGCUCGCAGCCGCCCGCGCCGCUGACGCAGCACACGCUGGACCACAUCAAGGCCGCGCUGCGCCAGGCCGGCUACAGCGAGGCCGGCAUCUCCGAGAUCGGCGCCGCGCUGGCGCUGCUGGUGAAGCACGGCGUGCUGGGGCUGGCGCUGCCGGCCGCGCUGCCGGCGCCGCCGCUGUCGGCCGCCUACUUCCCGCUGCCGGCGCAGGACCCGCCCGCCGUCUUCGGGCCCAUCGGCCAGGUGCCGCUCGGCGGCGCGCGCGGCGGCUCCUUAGAGCGUUUCGCGGAGGUUGCAUUCGAGGCGCUUCGCCCCCCAGCCGUGGCGCCUAUCUCGCUGUCGGCCGGCGUGGGCAGCGUGGGUGGCGUAGGAGGCGUGGGCGGCGUGGCUGGCUUCCCCUCUGCCUCGCUGCUGCCGCUGUCCAAGAGUCCCACGCCCGCCGACGCGGGAGCCAAGGACUCCAAGAAUGUCGAGAUUGCAGAGGUCAUCGUCGGGGCUAUACUCGGCCCCGGCGGGCGCAGCCUGGUGGAGAUCCAGCAGAUGUCGGGCGCCAACAUCCAGAUCUCCAAGAAGGGCACGUUCGCGCCCGGCACCCGCAACCGCAUCGUGACCAUCACGGGCACGGCCACGGCCAUCAGUAACGCGCAGUACCUCAUCGAGCAGAAGAUCCAGGAGGAGGAGCUCAAGCGCACGCGCCACAACGCCAUCUCCGGCCUCAUGCAGUAACCGCCACCCGACCGACUACACUCUGUACAUUUCUUGUAUUUCGUUCUAGCGUAGUGUCUAGUUCUAGUCAAACACUGUUGGAUCACAGACCGUCUGCGUCGCUCGGUCACCUUAAACUAUUGGCGCGAGUUACCUGACUCUAGUUAAGAAGUUUUGUUUUGUUUUAAUCUGACGGAGGAUAUAAUUUAUGCAGCUGUAGGCACGCCCCGCCGGGGCCCCGGCCGCCACUGUACGGGGCCCCGCCGCUCACUUUACGUUCUUAUCGUGAUGACAAGUCAUUAUUUUGUUCUGCCUAGCAGACGUUAUUGUUGUUUAAGAUAUAAUAAUGAAAAUAUUGUGAUAUCUCCUAUCACGGAAAUUCCUAUUCCAUACACAUAUUAUUUUUGUAUAUUAUUCACCACAGCAUACAUUUUUUUAUUUACAAAGUUGAGUUCAUUGUAAAUGUUACCAUUGAUAAGUUAUUUUUCUUUAGUUUAUUAGGAUUAGUGAUGUGGUUAAUUAAUGAAUAAUAAACGUACGCACGCGCGACGUCCCGCGGGCGACGUCGCCGGCGUUACACGCAACCUGUGGGAGUUUGGGAGCCGAGUCCUACCAAAGUUUUAUUUACUGACAUGCUACCGCAAGCAUCGACUUGGUCACCCCUACCGAGUGCUCCGACUGAAACGUUCACUGCGUCCUGUGUUCAGUCCGACACUACAGGCCGGGCAUGUUGCAAUAGUCGCCGGUAGAGGGCCACUCGCCACGUGCCCAGUCUACACUCGAGUCUCGCGCGGGGCUGGGUGCUAAUUUGGCGAGCAGUUGUUCAUUCCUGAUUUCUCUCGGUAAAGAUCUUUAUUUUUUUAUACAUUUAUAAAACAAAAUGAAAAUAUCUAAUCGUUUUUAAAUAUUUUUUUUAUUAGGAAUGUUUCAUAGUUAUUGAUUUGUUGUCGGUCUAAAUUUGUCUUACGAUAUAAGUACAAUUUAAAUAAUAAUAAUAAUAGUAAAUGCAUGUCCAGACUAGUAGGUGAAAAAUAAUAAGAAAAUAUUUUAAACAUUUUAAAUGCAGAUUUCUAUAUAUCGAGAUGACAAUAUAAAUGAUAUAUUCUUAUUUACAGUUACUAUAUUGAUUGAAUAUUUUAUUUUUGCGCCGUCGUUUAACCAAGACGUUCUUUUAGUGUCUGUUAGUGUCCACACGACGGCCGCGGCCGGCCCGGCAGCCCGGGGCCGGCCCGGCAGCCCGCGGCCGGCCGCGGCCUGCGUGUGAUGGUAGCGUUACAUAAUAUUAUAAACUGUGAUUGUUUUCGUCGACAUUGUCAAGGUACUACGUGUCAGUCUCCACUUAGUGUAGAAGCCGUUCGGUACUUCGUCGGAGGGUAGUUAUAAGUUGUGUUUGUUUACCUCAGAAGUGCCAUCGUUCUAGAUACAGGAUUAGUGAGGUGAGCCUCUCGACAUGUUCAAUGUUUCACACGACUACUUGCUGUCCAACUACUUCGGGCCCACGUUGGGCGCCAACGCGUAAUGCGGUAAUAUGAUACUGCACAUAGUCUACUACUGGUUGACUCACGAAGGCGGUGACUACAUCAGAUGUGAAUAAACGUAUGAAGUACAAAAGAAAACGUAUUCAUAAUAAAUGAUAUAAUAAUUUGAAAUCGGCUUAAUGAUGAAAGUUAAUGUACGAUGAUAGUGUUUAAGGAAUCGGAAUUGAGAGACAAUUUCUCAGCUAAUUCAUUCACAAUUACGCGAUUAUAAUAAUAAAAAUUAUAAUAUAAAUAUUUUAACUAAUUAAUAAUUAGGGAAGUGAGCACGUUCUAUUCGCCAUAACCUCGUACUUCCGUGAGAGUGAAAUAAUAGUAAUGUAUCGUUGUAAGCUGCGCCGCGGCGACCGCGCGACUGGCAGCCCGCCAGGCGCCCGCGCUCGGCAUUACUUGUGGAUAUUGUUAACUGAUCUAUUACAUAUAUACGUGUGUUAUGUAGUUAACAUUCGCAGUGUAGUGUGGCAUUACAGUAGCUAGUUAAUAUUUAUAUAAUAUUCAAUCUUUAAAGUAUAUACAUAAGUAAAGCUGUUGGAUACAUUUCCGGUGUUUUCGAAUUUUCUCAUCUUAACUAUGUAUAAUGGGGGUAGGUACAGAUAUCGUCUUGUGUCAAUUAAUUAAUACGUCUGUGCGUUCGCGGUGGCUAUAACCGGGGAACUGAUGGGUAACGGGGGUAGUGUACGGUAUGGCCGGGGACGCCGGCGGUAUGUCGCGGCGGAGGGCGAGUGACCGCGAGUGACCGCGAGUGAUCGCGAGUGACCGCGAGCACACAGACGACGGUCGUGUCGGCCGCGGCCAGAACGCGAAUCGCCUGUCACGUCGAUUUAACAAGCUCAAUUUUAAUCGCAACUAAAUCUUGAUUAGUCGGUACGUAUAAGUCAAAUGCGUCAAUUAAAAGAAAUGUAUGGUUUCCAAAAAAAUGAAAUAUCAUUUCACGGUUCGGGCGAGCUCUGGGGGGUAGACAUAGUUUCAGUCUUGUUUCUUCACUCUCUCUUUCUCUCUUUCUUAGUGACUUUGUUGUUAGUGGGCGCGGCGGUUGUCGGAGCGGGGCGCGCCCGCUCGCCGCACUAACUGCGGCACGCGACACGGGACGACCGCCGCGCCGACACUUAUACUUAACAAUGGAACUCUAGUUAGUUAUAAUUAACAUAUUUAAAAUCAAUAUAAUUAGAUAAUUUUAAAAUUACUGGGAAAAUGUUAAUGUUGUUAUACUGAAGUUGUUACAAUAUUUGAGAGUAUAUUAACGUGAAUACAAAAUAUUUUAAGUGCGGUAAUCAUUAUCCGGAUAGUUCAUCGCGUGGCAAGAUAAUAAACAGUAGAUGUCCGUUGAUCGCCCCGAGCCACGUACUCGGCAGCGCCAGAAGGCGGCCGCGAGCCGCGCCAUCCGCACCUCCACCGUCACUGUGUAAUGCUGUUACGAUUAAGGAAUUUCAAUGUUGUAGGAUAAGGUAGCUAGUUGUCAUUCUUCAUUAUACGGAACUAACGCAGAGGUUUCUCUCGGCACUCCGAGCCGGCACGUGGCGACACUCUGGCCGCGCGUCUCCUCGCAUCCUCCCAUUUUAAUUUUAAUAGCUAAAUGUUGUUGAAUUUGUUGAUAGAGUGGUUUAUUGUAAUUACUAUAGGUAGUCUAGUGGGUAUACACGCGAAGGUGGCAGCCGUUGGGUGCGCUAGGAUAGAGUAAGGUUCGAUACUGUGUUUAGGAAAAUGGCUGUGCGUUCAAGUCGAACUCAACAUUAAGACAUCACCAUAACGCUUGUUUCUGAUGGGCGCGAAUCGCACACGACGCUCGCGCGCUCUCCGCUCGGCGCUCGCUCGUGACUGUACUCGGCGGUACUCGGCGGUACUCGGCGGUACUCGGUGGUACUCGGCGGUACUCGGCGGUACUCGGCGGUACUCGGUGGUACUCGGUGGUACUCGGUGGUACUCUGCAAUACUCGGCUGCACUUGGCAGUGCUCAGAGCGCGCUCCACUCACUAUCUGUAUAUAAUUGCAUAACAUUUUUCAUUUACGUUACUCUCCUUGCUCAUUGUCAUCAAUUUAUUAAAGACUGAGGAAUCAACUCGCGCAUAUUGACAUCGUCACGAACGCGUCCCAAACGGUAGGGAUUUAAUUGUAAUAUAUAAUUGUUUAUUAAUCAUUAAAUUAAAAAUUUCGCUGUGUUUCAUGUGGGCUAGUCCGCCAGGGCGUAGUCGUGUGCGAUUCUCGCAGUACACUCGCGGUGUUUAACGUUUUCAUUGUUACACGUCAGUUUUAUUGUUAACGCCCAAGUUAAAGAUUUCCGUGAGUUGGCCGCUGCUGCGAGUGUACGGAGUGAGCGGGCGGCGCGGCGCCGACCUGGCGCCGGCCGACGUUGAGCCCGGCAGAGGUUGAGGCCGGCCCACAGCGUGCGCCGGCCGAGGUUGAGGCCGGCCCACAGCUGGCGCCGGCCGAGGUUGAGGCCGGCCCGUAGUUGGCGCCGGCCGAGGUUGAGGCCGACCCACGCUGGCGCCGGCCGAGGUUGAGGCCGGCCCACAGCCGGGCCAGCCAAGGCCGCGCCGGACGGGGCCGCCCGCCCGCCGCGUACGUACCGGCCUCUCGGCCUCUCGGCCCCUCGAGCGCCGAUCAGUCGUUGUCUCAUCAACCUUUACACAUGUUGAGAUUGAUAUGUUAUACUAAUUCUAUUGAAUUAUAACUUGUUGCGUAUUAUAAGUAUGUAUAGAGCGAGCUCCGGCUCCGUACGUUAUGUGUAAAAUGUCAUACGUUGAUAACAUUUGUUGCUGUACAGUUCAGUGAUGGAAUUUUUAUUUUUUAUUAUUAAUAUUUUUUGUUAACUUGGUUUACGAUAAACGGGUCUGCAAUGUUAUGUAACGAGAAUAUAAUUUUUAAUUAAGUUUGAAUUUAAAAACAAUGUUGAAUAAUAAAUAUGUUUUGAAUUUAAAAUUCACUAUAUUUUAGUCAAUGUUUAUUAUUGUUUAGUUAGUUGUACUGUCAGAUUGAUUUUCUAAUGAAGUGUUAUUUUGCAAUGUUGUAAAUGAUAAGAGGUAAAAUGGAAGGAUACAAUGUCUUAGUGUUUAAAAGCUCGAAACCAAUUGAAAGGUACCUUGAACAUUGUCUAUAUUAUAUUAACAUUAAUAAAUGCAAAAAUUAAAUAAUGUCGUUUCAAUUCAUAAUUACCUCCACGAAAUAUGGUAUUACUUGCUACUAUUUCAGAAAAUAAACCAGAAUCUAUGACUCGUCACUUUAUUUG
This is a messenger RNA of Spodoptera litura, 6697 nucleotides long. RefSeq names its product RNA-binding protein Nova-1-like protein passilla (gene pasilla). The record is from RefSeq and is a predicted model, not a curated record. Lineage: Eukaryota; Metazoa; Arthropoda; Insecta; Lepidoptera; Noctuidae. Gene Ontology annotation, molecular function: RNA binding.